AUGAAGCCAGAAAACAAUAUCGACACUUCCCAAGUGAAAGGGAAUGCUUCUCCGGAGACAAAACUUACAUUGCUGAACUCUAUGGUGCGGCUGAACCCCCGUGACGUCUUGCGUUCGACUGGCAAGCCCUUCAGAGGUUUCGCAGCCGAAUUCGUGUCCCGGAUGCGACUAGCAGAGGCAUCUGUAUUGUCAAAGACAGAGGAGCCGGAAAAACUCGAAGGACGGACCGUCUUUGAGGUGAUCGUCGAUAAAGACAUGGCCAAUGAACUUGAAGGUGGAACCAUGCACGGUGGUUGUUUGGCCAUGAUAAUUGAACUGCAUGUUUCUUCUACUCAUGUUUUCUGCUCGCCAACGCCCAUUUACGUCCUUAGAGCUUCGACAGGCGCUUAUGGCGUAUUCGGUGUACAACAGUCUUUGAAUAUUGUGUUUCACUCACCAGCGGUGCCGGGCGACAAACUACAUAUCGUGAGCACGACACUUGCCAUUGGUAGCCGGGCACGCUCUGGUCGUUGUGAAGUAUGGAAUGUAACGCGACACCGACUAAUCGCAUCAGCUGCAUACAUCAACAUGGUUCCAUCUGAGUCAUCCAAACUCUGA
This is a messenger RNA of Suillus subaureus, 597 nucleotides long. RefSeq lists its product as uncharacterized. Lineage: Eukaryota; Fungi; Basidiomycota; Agaricomycetes; Boletales; Suillaceae. The coding region runs from base 1 to 597 and encodes 198 amino acids. The record is from RefSeq and is a predicted model, not a curated record. The transcript has 5 exons.